Sclerotinia trifoliorum is the source of this 3494-nucleotide messenger RNA. The record is from the annotation of a GenBank genome assembly. Lineage: Eukaryota; Fungi; Ascomycota; Leotiomycetes; Helotiales; Sclerotiniaceae.
GGCUUGACUCGUGGAUCUAGCCGUCAGCAUUAUCUUAAUUCAUCUUGUCAUGUUGUAAUGGUAAAAUUUAAAAUUUUUAUUGUUUGAGAUUGAUUUUCUUCUUGGCCGAGUUCUGCUCACAAGGCCAUUUUUCGGCAGUGAUUCGGAGCCUUUUAUCCAGAAUCCCACAUCACUGGGCCCGCUUGUUCAAUUAUUCCGGUUUCCAGAAUUGUAUGGUCAGCAUCAAGCACAAGCUAAUAUCAACUUCAUCUCAUGUUGGGUGAUCAUGAGGCGGGAUACCCUCACAUGUCACUAAUAGGGACCGAAAAGGUACAGAACGCCCCAGUCGUACAGACAGUCUUGCAUGGAAGCUCGUGAUAAAAUUCUAUCAAGAAAGGCCGGAGACUAAACAGAACUGUCUGAAUUAUCCUGAUCAAACCGGAUUUUUGCCUUUGCAGCACUCUCAUGUUCUCCUUUUGGACAGGCACACUGAAAUGGUGCAUGUAGGUGCAUGUAGGUACGAUGGAGUUUCAGUACAUAAGUGAUCGACCAUUCCCCCGUUGAUCAUCUUCCACACCUUGUCUACUCAGUAUUGGUUUCUCUACUUUACAAGCCAAACCUUCAUCAUGGUUAACGUGACCAAAAGCGUGAUUUUACUCUCCCUGGUGCUUCAGUCAUCAUGUAUGCAGCUCCAUAUACCUCAGGUCGACAAGGUAGUGACGAAGGUCCUGAACAAAUUUGCACCUUAUGUACACAACAAGGGCAACCAUAGCGACGUCGCUGUCAUUCCAGCAAAGGAUGAUAUGGCCAAGAUUAUUCCUCGUGCGACCCCUUAUUGGUAUGAGCAGAUUUCGCAUCAGGGCAAAUCCGCAUUUGGCCCUUCAGGAUAUAAGGUGUAUCGAAAUGUCAAGGAUUUUGGCGCAAAAGGUAAGUUCAUAAAUAUACCGGUGGUCAUUGCUAACAAAAUUAUCUAGGUGAUGGUGUUACCGAUGAUACUGCCGCUAUCAACGCUGCUAUCAGUUCCGGUGGAAGAUGUGGUCAAGGGUGUUCUUCGACCACAACCACUCCUGCAGUUGUAUACUUCCCAUCUGGAACCUAUUUGAUAUCGUCAUCGAUAGUAGACUACUACUACACUCAAAUUAUCGGUAAUCCAAACAGUUUACCGGUUCUCAAAGCUACACCCAAUUUUUCAGGCUUCGGUCUGAUCGAUGCAGACCCAUAUUAUUCUCCCGUUCUUAACUGGGGCUCCACCAAUGUGUUCUUGAGACAAAUCCGCAACUUGGUCUUUGAUAUGACUAGCAUUCCUGCUGGAACCACAGCAACAGGUCUGCAUUGGCCAACUUCUCAAGCGACAAGCUUACAGAAUGUUGUAUUCCAGAUGAGUUCCGCACCAGGAACUCAACACACUGGUCUAUUCUGUGAAAGUGGUGAGUAAAAUCGAGUCUGGAGAGAAUUCCACACUGACAUUUUGAAAAAAGGUUCUGCUGGACUUUUGGUUGAUGUUACCUUCAAUGGUGGCCUUGUUGGUGCUGCCAUUGGCAACCAGCAAUUUACCAUGAGAAACUUGGUUUUCAACAACUGUGUUACGGCGAUUAGCAUGUUCUGGGAUUGGGGAUGGUUGUUCCAAGGUAUCAGUAUAAACAACUGCCAGAAAGGAAUUGAUAUUUCGGCAGGAGGAUCCACCGCUCAGAACGUGGGUUCGGUUAUUGUGAUUGACAGUUCAAUCACUAACACUCCCGUCGGAAUUAUUACAGCUUACACAUCCAAUGCAACACCAGACACAGCUGGUAGUCUCAUACUUGAAAAUGUGGCGCUCAGUAAUGUCCCCACAGCUGUCACUUUGAGUGGUGGAGCGACACAAUUGGCUGGUACAAGUGGAAGCACGACCAUUGCUGGUUGGGGCCAAGGGCGCAAAUAUGAUCCCAAUGGUCCAUCUGAUUUCCAAGGCGCUAUCACUCCAAAUAAUCGACCUGCAUCUUUACUCAGCGGAAACAAAUAUUAUACCCAGUCGAAACCUCAAUACAAUACCUUGUCAGUCUCUUCAUUUACGAGUGCGAGAACCAAUGGUGCGGUUGGAGAUGGUGUAACCGAUGAUACUGCUGCUCUGCAACAUGGAAUUAAUAAUGCAGCAAGUUCCGGACAGGUAUUUUUCCUAGAUGCAGGUACUUACAAAGUAACAAGCACAAUUACUAUUCCUCCUGGUUCAAGAAUAGUAGGCGAGUCUUAUUCUACCAUCAUGUCGAGUGGCAGUUUCUUCAACAAUAUCAAUAGUCCUCAACCGGUUGUACGAGUUGGAAACCCUGGUCAAACGGGACAUGUCGAAUGGAGUGAUUGUUUAGUUUCAACACAAGGUCAACAAGCUGGUGCUACGUUGAUCGAAUGGAACCUCGCUAAUUCUGGCUCAACGCCAUCUGGAAUGUGGGACGUGCACACACGAAUUGGUGGUUUCACAGGAUCGAAUCUACAAGUUGCCCAGUGCGAGAAGAACCCAGCCAGUACAACGGUCAACUCAAACUGUAUUGCUGCAUACAUGGGCAUGCAUAUCACAGCAGGUGCCAGCGGCUUGUACAUGGAGAAUGUGUGGAUUUGGACUGCUGAUCAUGAUAUCGAUGAUCAAGGUUUGAGACAACUCGAUAUCUAUGCAGGCAGAGGUCUAUAUAUUGAGAGUACCGCGGGAACUUUCUGGCUGUAAGUCUAUCUUGUUCCUGAUAACGUGAAAAUAAGCUAACAUUUUUCAGUGUCGGCACUGGUGUUGAACAUUUCACACUUUAUCAAUACCAAUUGGCCAAUACCAAGAACAUUUUCAUGGGUUUCGUGCAGACAGAAACACCGUAAGUUUCUCGAUUAAUCUCAUAUUGAAAGCAUUGCUGAUUAUCCUUAGAUAUUAUCAACCACAACCAAUUGCACCAACCCCCUUCAGCGUUGUCACGUCUCUUAACGAUCCUAACUUUAGUGCUUCAUGCGCAGGGUAUUCCGGUAACUGUGCUUCGGCCUGGGGUUUGAGGAUUAUUAACUCCAAUAACAUUCUUGUUUAUGGAGCGGGACUCUACUCAUUCUUCGACAAUUAUUCUACCAGUAUGUUUCCCUGGUUAUUUACCGUCUCUAAACCUGAAGAAUUUUGUCGAGAUAUACUAACACAUCAAAGCCUGCUCCAACGGUGGCGGUCCCGAAAAUUGCCAGACGAACAUCCUCAGUCUUGAGGGCUCAAUCUCAAAUGUCAAUAUCUACACCUUGGCUACAGUCGGCGUCACGAACAUGAUCACGAGAGAUGGAAAGUCUCAGGCGUUGUAUAGCGCGAAUCUCAAUGUAUAUCCUACUUUGAUUACAUUGUAUAAGUCUGGUUAGAGUAUGGAGUUGGUAGAAGUGGUUUUUGGGAGAUAUGCGGGUAUCUGGUGGUAAAGCUUGAGAUUGGUAACGUUUGAAUGGUGUUGGAGUCUAGGAACUUUGGGUGUGGAAGGGCUUGUGGAUGGGUGGGAUGGGGUGGUUUUUUGUCUUCGUUUUAGUUGGCUCAUUGA